CUAUGGGUCUUCUUCACAAUUGUUAUUUGAUUGAAUGUGUAGCUAGCUUGACUCAAAAUCAAUACACUGUUUCGUUGGAAUAUCACUCAUACAUUGGCUCGAUGUUUGAUUCACUGUCUCCUGGGAUCAAGCCAGCCAACCCUUAGAUCUAGUAUCUAACAAAAAAUAUGAGAAAAGAGGAGAUAGGAAUCCCAUCGGCAAUAUAUGGACCUACGUAUAACGCCCCAUUCAGCAGACUGUCGACCAAUCGUAUUCAAGUUGUCGUGCUGCGUCGCUCAAUCCCUUCUCAAAGUCAGGAUAUGAGUUGAUUAGCCUGCUAUUUUCCUCGAAAGUACGUAAUGGCAUGAUUCCAAACUAUAAGAUAUUACAGAGAACGUUAAUUAUCUCACAUUUCUGAAAAUAUUUGUAAAGUUGUACUUCUUGUUCACGAAAUUGUUGUAGCUAGCGCUCCCAUUCACGCCUUGCAAGAGAGCUCCCCUUGUCCCAGAAUCGCCCGGAAUGCACUGCGCGGCCCAUUGACGACGCCUGUGCGUUAACACGAUUUAUAUGGAGUUUCCCAUCUCCUCAAAAGUAUAUCUGGGUAAUGUAGCAAACCCAAGAAACCUCUGAAGAAGGACAUUUCAGAAUGGCCGAGUCACCUUUGUCCGGUGUGAAUGUAGUGCUAGUUAUGGCAUAUGGCAGCCUGGUGUUUGUAUUGCUAUUUAUCUUCGUCAAGAGGCAGAUCAUGCGUUUUGCUAUGAGGUCCCGCAGAGGACCCCAUGCCCCUAUUGGACACAAUGCACCCAAGGGUUUGCGGGACGAGAUUGACGCACGUCUGUCCAAGGUUCAGGAAAUCCGCUUCGAGCCGCGUCUACUCUCUGAGGAGGAUGAUAGGCUGAAGCACGGGACACAGUUCAGUUGCUACAACUACCUGUACAGGAUGAAGGCUCUAGAUGCCAUUCGGGACUCGGGGAUCCCGCUGCAGGAGAUGGGCCGCAACCCGAACGCCAUCACAGGACGCAGUUUCCGCAACUGGCUGCUGGAUCUGCGUAACUCCCACUCUCUGAUCAAGAGCAGCCGUAGCACCCUCAUUGACAACCUGUUGGAGGGAUAUGACAGUGCACGUCAUGGCACAGGGGUAUUUGGGGAAGAGGAAUAUAUGAAAUACCAGGAUGCUCUGAAUGAACUGGCUGAUGUUGUGAAAGCCUACUCCAGCACCACCAGUCUGGACCAGCAUCACCAGUCAGCAGCCAAGGACCUGACCGGUUCCCCAGCCCGCAGCACCCCCCCCACCAUCCAAGUUACCUACCUGCCCUCCACCAGCCAGCGCAGCAAGAGGCCAAAGCACUUCCUGGAGCUCAAGAGCUUCAAGGACAACUACAACACACUGGAGAGCACCCUGUGAGAGGUGACUGUUGGGUCAGUUCGAGUUCAAUUCCUGCUUGUUGAAUCCAUAGGAAUUGUAUUCAAUAGCAAUAAUUGGAAUUGUGAUGGAAUUGACCACAGCUUUGCUAUGGGGACUACCAAAAACAUAGUAACAAAUCAAGCAUGUAGUGUAUAUACUAAAGCUUGCGGAAGAUCACAUUGCAUGUACGUUUUACUUUAUUUCCAUUGGCAAUAAGGAGAAUUGUCCCAUAAUACAAAGCAUUUGAAUAGUCCUAUUGUCAUAUCAGGGUCUUUAUCCCAGGAAUCUACUAUGAGUCUAUGGUACUUCAAUGCAUUGGUGCUGACACAUACACUAAGGACAAAGACCAUUGUACAACAGUUAUGCAUUACAACUGUUAGUUUCCCCUACACUUGAAUUGUAAACUUCACAUGUAUGUAUGUGUUGAUUGGUUGUUUGUAUAGAUGAAGGAAAUAUAUUUAUAUUCAUUUCAAAAGCUUUUUUUUACAUGUAGAAUCUGAACUGUGUAGUUAUGUGAUCUUGUGUUGAGAUUAAAACAUGGAAUGGAGCUAAAUUAC
This is a messenger RNA of Oncorhynchus masou masou (cherry salmon), 1941 nucleotides long. RefSeq names its product chromosome 13 C1orf43 homolog (gene ltap1). Bases 626 to 1384 code for a protein of 252 amino acids. The transcript has 7 exons. Lineage: Eukaryota; Metazoa; Chordata; Actinopteri; Salmoniformes; Salmonidae. Gene Ontology annotation, biological process: phagocytosis. The record is from RefSeq and is a predicted model, not a curated record.